CGACAGGUAUCAGCUCCCGGAACACACCCGAAAUGACCUACCCGUAAAUACUGAUAUCAAUAACUUUUGGUUUAAAAAGAAUAUCCGGGAAUACACUUCUUCGGAUAAAGCUAGUGUCCAUAGUAACCUGAGAUGAGAUUGUUUUGGGGGCUUGUGAUUGUCCUGUUGUUGGGGUCAGUCACGCUUUGUAGAGGAUGGCGAGUAGUCCUGAAGGUGGCAGCAGGAGAGGAUGUGUCACCAGCAUCAAGUUUGUAUGAUCUUUGGACCUCAUCUCACAAUCUGAAUGAUGAUGCUGCAGGAAUUGCCCAAGUACAAGAUUCAUACUUUGCCCCAGCUUCACCAUCAUAUAAAUCCAGGAUUGUCAAUAACUGGGCCAAAUCCAACAUUCAAAAUGUGAAGGUUGGUAUGUACAGAGACGGAAUGGAGGUUGUAAGCAUUAUAUUCAAUAGUAGUUGGUCAGACACCAUGACCUCUUGGUUUUCUGAGGAGAACAUCAUUCAACAAGGUCAGCGUUACACUGACCUUUCUCCCGGGACCAUUAAAAACUGUAGCGCUGAUGGCCAAUCUGAUAAAGGACACCGCUUCCUCAUUACAUCCACAACCUCCACAGCCUGCGACGUCAUGAGUGGCUGGAUGGUCGUAAUAGACAAGGGUCGUACAGGACAGUGUCACUGGGACUAUGGAUAUGAAAUGCCAUUUUUCUUGUACUCUCCAAACAGAACCAGUACAACCAUGUUGAAAAUGGUCACCGCUAGCGUUUUCGUUAUUUUUGUGGACGACUGUGUUGACAACCCUUGCCAAUCGGGUGGGACCUGUCAUAAUAACCUGGGAGUGACCCACUGUGUUUGUACUGACCAGAACUAUGGCUACACCUGUGAGACUGUUUGUCCCUGUCAGUAUGGGACCUGUGUGAAGGAACCAGCCAACAGUGGAUCUGAUUCUAGGAUCUUUGAAAUCGGCGGAGAGAAACUGUCCUGCAACUGUACGACAGGGUACACUGGAGUCCAUUGCGACCAAGACAUUGAUGACUGUUUGGGAGACCCCUGUUCAAAUGGUGGAGUCUGUGUUGACGGUGUCCAGUCCUAUAUCUGUGAAUGUCCUGUUGGUUACCAUGGCACCCAUUGUGAACUAACAAGAGACAAGGAAAUUACCAUUCAGAGUACCACUGGGGCGAUCGUCGCUGUAGCCGUGGUUGUCCCCCUUGUUGUCAUUGUCAUCAUCCUUGUGGUCGUCUACGGGAUCUACAUCAAACGUAACCCUGAUGGAUAUGGCCGUGCGACUAUCUACAAACAUUCAGCUAUAGCAAGAGACUUCGUCCGACGCAGUUUCCGCAGGAUUUCUGGUCGGAGAACCCGUCAGAAUAAGGAUCAAUCUUUAAAGGAAACGACAAAAGACAACAAAAAAAUAAUUUCAUCAGAGCAAAUUACGUUUGAAUAUGAUAACUCUGGAUUCAGAGAAGGGGAUGUUGAUGAUGGUUUUGGCGAUGGAGAUAGUUCAAAGCGAGGCUACAGUAGGCAGGAUUCAGAACACAUUGAUCUCACCCCUGAGGACCAGUCAGUUAUUUCUGGCGAAUCUGUCAGAACAAAAACGCCCCCACAUGUUGUUGGGUACACAAAGUACUUGGAUCCUCGUUCCACAGGCAGAUCACACAGUACAAGUCCAAGAUUUGAUAUGGAACACCCUUAUCCUGAAAGUAGUCAAGAUUCAAAUACCAGUGGCUCCCUCUACCAGGAAAUGAAUCCAGGUCUGACACCAGACUAUGGUCCGGCUUAUCAACCUGAAACUUCAUCUCACCAAGAUGGCGUUUCUAUCCAGCUGAAGACCUCUAGUGCUCCACGUCUCGAGUCCAAACGCCCUGAGGCAGCUCCACGGAAUAACAGGGAACAUAAAAAUCAAAAUGUUGUACCCCCGUCUAAUGAUCGCUAUAAUCCAGACAUUCAAAGAAGAUCUGACGAUAGAUAUAAUCCAGAUCCACGGUCCAGCGACCGUAACAAACCUGACAUUGUACCACAUGACAACCAAGGUGGUUACCCGCGUUCAAAUGAUCGUUAUAAUCUGGACGCACAACCUGUCGUCAGAUAUAAACCUCCAUCCCAAUCAGAUGACCGUUACAACACAGACAAUCAGUCAAGGUCGAAUGACCGGUAUAACCCCGACGUUCAGCCUCCUGCCAGAGUGCAGUCUCGACCUGACGAUCGUUACAAUAGUCCCCACUCAACUGAGCAACACACUGCAAGCUCCAAACCACGUCCAGUUAAAUUAGACUUUGAUGCUGACCCGAGAAACAGACACCCAGCAAGACAUACACCUACUAGAGAGAAUCGUCCAUCCGUUGGUUAUUCUCCCAGAAAUCCCACCACCCCAGGGUAUUCCCCAGGAAACCCGACCUCCCCAGGGUAUUCCCCAGGAAACCCCACCUCCCCAGGGUAUUCCCCAGGAAACCCUACCUCCAGGUCCUAUCCUCAGCAUGCCAGGUCCCCUCGCCAGGAAUCUCCACCCCAGGGCAAGAUGAUCCUGGAUGAUGGAGAACCCAUUCGGGAAAUUAGCAUUUAGUGAUAAAUGGAUAUAACACCUAUCAACUCUCACACACAUCUAUCAACUCUUAACACACCUGUCGACUCACACACACCUACCAAUUCUCACACACACCUGUCAACUCUCACACACACCUGCCAACUCUCACACACACCUGUCAACUCUCGCAUACACUGCCAACUCUCACACACACCUGUCAACUCUCGCAUACACCUGUCAACUCUCACACACACCUACCAACUCUCACACACACCUGUCGACUCACACACACCUGCCAACUCUCACACACACCUGUCAACUCUCACACACACCUGCCAAUUCUCACACACACCUGUCAACUCUCACAUACACCUGCCAACUCUCACACACACCUGCCAAUUCUCACACACACCUGUCAACCCUCACACACAUCUAUCAACUCUCACACACACCUGUCAACUCUCACAUACACCUGCCAACUCUCACACACACCUGCCAACUCUCAUACACACAUGUCAACUCUCACAUACACCUGUCGACUCUCACAUACACCUGCCAACUCUCACACACACCUGUCAACUCUCACACACCUGUCAACUCACACACACACUUGUCAACUCACACACACACACA
Messenger RNA from Pecten maximus, 3147 nucleotides. RefSeq lists its product as uncharacterized. Lineage: Eukaryota; Metazoa; Mollusca; Bivalvia; Pectinida; Pectinidae. The transcript has 11 exons. The coding region runs from base 133 to 2553 and encodes 806 amino acids. Gene Ontology annotation, biological process: establishment or maintenance of epithelial cell apical/basal polarity; heterophilic cell-cell adhesion. The record is from RefSeq and is a predicted model, not a curated record. Gene Ontology annotation, cellular component: protein-containing complex; plasma membrane. Gene Ontology annotation, molecular function: calcium ion binding.